UCGUCCACACAGUAUUAAAAUAUUUGGGUGUGAAGGUUUCAAACUUCAAACUGUGAACAUGGAAGAGUUUGGUAAGGAUCCAGAGGAGGCGCCUGGACCUGAAAAUCAGCAGGAAAGGUAAGUAUUUAACGUUAAUUUUUGUGAUUUUAGCAUUAGCAAUUAUGAUAGUAUACGGAUUUGUCUCCUUUGUAGUCAGCUAACUUAGUGUUUAUCUCUAGGUCCUCCUUACAGAGUGGUGAGGCAGAUGAGGAGGUCCAUGAGGACGUGAACGAGGAGCCCCACAACCAGCAGCCUGAAGAUAAGAAGGUGGAGGAGAGUGAAAAGGUUUGACCUUAAGGUUUCAGUAAGCAAUCUACCUUAAAUUUAACACUUCUAGGGGCCUCUUUGUUUUUGGUUUGGGACUAAUAAACAGAAUUAGUAAGAAUAGAUCAGUGAAACCAAUAAGAACUUAAAGCUCCUGUCAGCCUUCAGACUGACAUGAAUGCUGAUACCCUUUAAUGGCUUCAAAACCAGACCACUACAAGCAGAAUUUGUAACAGCGAUGUAGUUUUUAUAGUAAUUUAAUACAUACCAUUAGUUAGCACACACACAAACAUAAAUUCACCAGGAGUCAUAUUUGAGAUAUUUCAAAUUAGCAAGCGUAGGCUUUCAGUCAGAAAGGGGGACAAGUAUAAAAGAAGAAGUAUUAAAGACUGGUAGAUCUGUCAAAAAUAGCUACAUGUCCAGAGCCGGCCCAAGGCAUAAGCAAACUAAGCGCCUGUGUAGGGCCCCGCCGCCAGUAGGGGGCCCCCAAAACAAUAAAAAAUAAAAUAAAAUAAAUAAAUAAAUAAUGAUGAUAAUAAUAAUAAUAACAAUAAUAAUAUUUUUUUUGCAUGAAUGAGUGAUGCUUUCUGUAUGAUCAAAUAUAUAUUAUUGUAAAAAUAAAAUAAAGUAAAAACAUUUUAGUGCUGCUGCUGAUGUAGGCCUAUGAUUCUCACCACUGAAAUGUCAAAGCUCCACAACUGUUAUGUGCUUCCUGCUGUGCAAUGUGCACAGAGCAUCCAAAGUGCAGGUAGUUGUGGGGCAAAAAAAUGUUGCAAAAAAGGACAUAUCCUUCAGGAGCAGAGAAAAGAAAGAGGAAGAAGAGAAAAAUCGCCAAGAUAAAGGUAUGUUUGCAUAGAUUUGUGAAGGUGUGUGAAUGAUCAACAAUCAAUAUUAUUGGCAGAAAUAGAGGGCCCCUAUAACAAGUUUUGCAUAGGACCCCAUUGAGGCUUGGGCCGGCUCUGUACAUAUUAUAGUGAAAUCAUGGGCUGCUGUUUUUCUCUGGUGCAGGUUCCUGAAAUAUUCCUUGACUCACAUUUACAGAGGUGUUUGAAAAUGUUUAAAAACGGCCCCUCCUUGUGUUAGAUGGUGCUUUCUCAGAGGAUCCUCACCCUGCAGAGAGAACUGCCAGAGCAAAUAAGAAACAUCCAAACUGCAGCCGAUGCAAAAGAGUCAAUGCGAAGAACAGAGCAGGAGAAAGCUUGCAGACUCAGGUUGAUAUUUUUCCUCUGCUCUCCUUACUUCCUCUUUUCAAGUUUCAUCUUGUAUCAUUUUAUUCAUGGCUAAAUUUACUUAACGUCCUUAUCUUUGCCCGUUUGUUUUCCUCCCCUCCUGUUUGCCACGCUCCUGUUUGGGCUUUCCCUUUGGUAGAUUGGAGCUGCUGGAGAAUGAUGUGAAAUCCAGCCAGGAAAAAUUUGGAGAGAUCAUCGGAGAGUGGUCAACAGCCAAUCAGAAAAUAACCCCCCAGGAGCUGCAGGAGCUGCUGAACAACCAGCAGAAACUCUCUUCUGCUCUCUUAGAUGACAAAAAAAGAGUCAUAAAUGAGCUGCAGCAGGUACAUUUAUCUAUCUAUCUAUCUAUCUAUCUAUCUAUCUAUCUAUCUAUCUAUCUAUCUAUCUAUCUAUCUAUCUAUCUAUCUAUCUAUCUAUCUAUCUAUCUAUCUAUCUAUCUAUCUAUCUAUCUAUCUAAGCUUUUAUGAUUGUCUGAAAUGUUAUCAGGAGCUGAAGGUUGGAGAUGAUCGCUAUGUGAAGGACCUGAGGAAACACGCAGAGGAGCUGGGCCUGAUGAUGGAGCGUGUGGAGGACCAAAUCAAAACCCUGAAAAUGGCUUACAGGGAGGAGCUGGCUCACAUUCAGGUUGAAAACUAAUGCUUGACUUUUGUUUUUUGGUUGACACUAGUCAGAGGGAAUCUGCCCAUCAGAGUUAACUGUAACCAUUUCUCUGGUUAUCUUACAUGUCUUGAAGCACCACUAAUACCUUUUUUUACAUAAGCCUAGCUCUUUGGUUCUCGGCCACACACCUGCAGAAGUCUCAUCCCUGUCAUGGAUUUAGACUGCCUGUCUUAUUUAUGCUACUGUUGUUGCUGUCCAUUAAUGGUGUCGCUUCUGUUUUUGGCAGAGAAUUAAUCAGCAGGAGAGUGAAGUCUUGCUUACAACGGACAAGGCAGAAUGGGAGCAACGUUUGAAGGCACUGUGGGACAAAGAGGUCGGGAUCUCUGAGGAAACUAAAACAACAAGAUCAUCCACCUCUGUAUAACAUGAUACAACAUCUGAUUCUCUGUUUUCAGCUGGACAGGCUGAUGCAGAGGCAGGAGAAGGUGGAGGAGUACAACGAAAAAGUUGAAGAUGUAGUAUUGGAGACCAGGGACCAGUUCAACGAUAAGCAGUUGGGGCAUAAUGAAAAAUUAAUGGUCAGAGCAAAUACCAUUUUGUACCAACAUCAUUUUACCCAUCAGCUCUUUUGUUCUAUGACGUAUAUUCGAUGAAACAGCUCUCCUCACUCAGAAAAGUCUGACCACUGUCUACUUAAAAAAGUUAAGACAACAAAUGACACUUUAUAUAAUUAAAUAGAUUUUAAUAACUUCAACUUUUUUCAAAAAUGAUUGAUUUAAUUAAGUCAAUUUAAACAAUUUGGCACAACUUGUCUGGGGUGGAGGUGUACGCCGAUAAAAACAAAUAGUUUCCACUGAGUAGCGUUUAUUAAUUUUUUUCAACAUUGUUGACUUAACUGAUAAAAUAUAAUUAAAUUCUACUCAGCGAUUUUCAGCUGAUAUUAUUCAAACAAAAAUAAAUCAAUUCACUUGAUAAAUGUUUCAAAUUGGUUUAGAUCAACAUAAUGAUAUACCAAACUGCACAGUCAUUUUUUAAAUGUAUACGUUACUGGUAUUUAUUUUGUAAAUAUUAAUUUAGCCUAGUCACACUUUUUAGAGUGCUUAUAGAAACAACGUUCAUGAAUAAACCUUAAAGAUUAGACAAAAGAGCCCAGUUCUAAGAGGUUCUGUUGUUCCCUCCGCAGGCUAUGGUGAGAGAGCGUAAACAGCUUGAAGCCGCAAGCAUGUCAACACAGAGAAUACUGACUGUAAUACCUAAGCCUGAUGGUCCAGACAACCUGAUCCAGAGGAAACUAAGACUUGUCAGGUAGAACAGACACCAAACACACAAUUCCUGUUAACAUCUGGUGUGAGUUUGCCCUCCUGGAUGAUGGAUCAGUGGUGGACAGCCUUGAAGUACAGGUGUGUGUAGCUAUACUUGACUUUGUGUUACUCUUUUGUGUUUCAGAAAAGAGAUGUUAAACCUCAAGGCUCAGUAUAGCAGCCAACAGAAAUGUAUCACGCAGAUGAAGCGGCAGUUGACUGAUCGGCGCAAUCGCAUUGUCCAGCAGCAUGGACACACACAGAAGAAAAUACAGUGAGUCAGACUCACUCUUUAAUAAUACUUGUCCAAGUGAUGAUGUGAGGUUUCUUAUUUUUGACACAUGAAUCGUCCGCUCUUCUGCAGGCACUUUGCAGUCGCUGAUGUUAAGAAAUUUGAACAGAUGUGGUUGAUGAUUGAAGAUGAGGUGAAGCAACUAGUGGAGAGGGUUUUGGUUUUAGACUCAAUAAUCUACAAACAACAUCUCGGCUUGGCUUGGGAGCGACCUCACAUGGCGUUCAUGGGGCGAAGCGGUCUCAUCCAGCCUCAAAAGCAGACACAGAGCCCCACCCACCAGGCUGUCACUCAGGUGAUCCGCACUCAGGAUUUACAGGGUAGUCAGAGGAUGACGGAUGCCUCAGUUGGGCCAAUGCUGAAGACUGAUGCCGAGAGCGUGACUACGGAGGUGCACAAGGCAGAGAGUGAAGGUGGUGCAGAGGUAGAGGAGAGGAAGUUAUCCAAUGAGGCGUUGAAGACAGUGAUGGAGCUGCUGUGUGAUGAGUUGGUGAGAAAACAAGUUUCAACAUUCAUGUCUAUGAAUUUCCCUUUUUUAUUUAAAUACCUCUUUAUUCACUGUUCACUGCAGAGGAGGUAGUAGCUGCAUGCUGGUCCUCGUUGCACCAAAUGACCUUUUAUGUGCUCAAACUAGGAGCUGUGGUCAAAAGUCAAAAGUAACCAAAUAAGGACCCAGCAAUGGACCCUGACAUGAUGUGAAUUUGCCCUUUUCCUCCUCUCCACCUUUUUUUUUUCUUCUUAAAAUUAUAUAAUCAUUUAUACAUUCUGUAUUAUUUAGUUAUCCAUUUCUCUUUUCUUAUAUUUAUUUACUUAUUUAUUUAUCUUUGUAUGUCUAUUUGUUUAUCCUGUGUGUUUUCUUUAUUACUACAAUGUGUAAUGGGUAUUUGCUAUAUAUCUGCUGCAUAUGCAGCAAUACCUAGGCAUAAUAUUUUUAUACAUAUAUAUAUAUAUAUAUUUAUUUAUUUAUUUAUUAUUAUUUUUUUCUUUUCUACACCACUGAUCUUGUCUCAGAUACUGUUAAAAGUUGAAGGAAAAAAAUCCAAAUAAAAAGUUACAAAAAAAUAAAAUAAAAAGCAAACAGUUCUCAAGGUUUCUUGCCUGUGUUAAUGUGCCCGAUGGCUGAUGGAAUAAAACUAUUUUUUUACCGGUUGGUUUUACAGGCUGGUACCUAAAGCCUCCUGCCUGAUGGUAGCAGCUGAAACUCAGCAUAGAGAGGGAUGGAACCAUCAUUUAAGAUGGAGCCAACUAUUCUCUGUAACUGCUUAGUAUACAGGGAUGGUGGGUAAAGUUGGGCCUCUCCAAUCAGCCUGCUCGCCCAUUCCACUAAUCGGUUUAGGCAGUUUUUGUUUUGAAGAGACAAGUUUCUUCCAUAUGGGCUUUGUGUUUUUGUUUAACACUUUCAGCAGGCUGGAGAUGAUUGAGUCUGUCAGAGUGUUUCAUGACAGCACACAAUAGUUUAGGAAGCGUACAAAACUCAAACGGCUUAUUCUAACCAACCUUCAGCAAUGAUUGCGUAGUUAUCAGGUUGCCAAAAGAAAUACAACCAUCGAAAUCUGGACAACCAAAUCAAACCAAAAGCUCCAUUUUUUUCUUUUACAGGGCUUCCUGUUUGAGGAGAAAUUCCUGAGUCAGCUGGCCCCCCUGGAGGAAGAGGAGCAGGCUGUGAUGAAGCUGAGCUCCCUCUUCUCUGUGAGUCAAUGUUUGCAGUGCUUCAGUGUACUUUUGGCCCUAAUAAGCAAACCCCAAACUGUCACCAAUGUUGUUUUCUCCUCCAGGCUUUUGGCAUCAGCAAGAGAGAGGUUCCCAGAUUGGCUCAGGUCUUAUUAAAGCAUAAAAACCAGAAGAGAUUGCAGACUGAGGUGAGAAGGGACACGGAUGACGGGUGCAGUGGGCAAUCAUUGUUUCAGCAUUUUCCUUAGAGAUUUGUUUGCCUGCAGGAUGUUUGUGUGGAGACAGGUAAUUCCAGUGACAAGGCAGAAGACGCAGGGGCCAGCUGUAUGAGCCAUGUGACCUCUGAACACAUGGAUCUCAACCAUUUGUUGCCGGCACUGAAGAGUUUCCUGGAGCAGCACAUGAGGUCCAGGUAAGACCACGUUUCCAUGCUAACAUAGGCAGGAAUGUGUAAUUUUGAAGAGAAAAUGAAGGUAAAGAAACGUUUAUUUUUCUCUUUAAAGGGAGGUGCCAGCCAGUCAGAAUCUCAGUUUCCAGUGUGAGGCAGUGCGGGACACUUCAGAGGAUCAAGCUUACUGGGAGAGCAUGAGCAAUGUCAUCUCUGAGGACAAAGUGAAAGUGUGGGAGGCUGCAGAGAGCAAAAUAAAGCAGUACCAGUGAGUAACCAUCACAGUAAUACUUUAUAUAAACCAACCACUUACAUCGAGUUAAGAGCACAUUUAUUAAACCUUGUAAAUUUCUUCAUAAGGCUUUUUAUAGGGCAAUCAUAUCUUUGCACUAAAAUAAUUACUUUUCUGUCUUCUUGUGUUCUCAGUGCAGAGCUGACAGAGAUCUCAGAGCUUAUCACAGAGACUCUGAGUCUGGAGCAGCAGAAUGCAGAGCUAAGGGUGUUGCUGCAACAGUAUCUACAGUCUAUAGUGAGUGUGUGUGUGUGUGUGUGUGUGAAUCUCAGUGUUGAUAAAGUUUCUGACAGUUGUCACGCUGUUCUUCUGGUAAUUAUCAGUGAAAGGAAAUAGGAAAAGAGAAAAACUGUGGGGUAAUAUGCAGGAAAUACAAGUAAAGUUGUAUUCUUUAAUAUAAGAAGUUUGUUUGGUAUGAUACUCUUCUAUUCUCUUGACAGGUUUUCACAGAUCUGGAGUCGUCAUAACUUAUAAGCGACAUGGAAUCAGCAGAACUUGGACAGCAAUAAAAAGCCUGAAACUUAUGAUGGUAUGAAUGCUUAUUUAACUUUCAGAGUUAGAACACUAAGUAUCAACACCUGCUGCUGUACACCACGGUGCAUACACAUUAAACAGAGACAUACAGAGGUUUUAUCCAGCCAUGUUGAAGAGUUUGUGGCUGAGCUCUGAGGGCACCGAGAAGAAGAGCAGGGCGAGGAAGAGUAUGCCCAACACAGCAGCCAGCAGGAGCAUACAGUGGAGCCUGUAGUUCCUCCAGACCAGGAUACACAGCGUCCUCACCGGGCUCAGCAGCCAUGACAUGCUGCCUCUGGGGCGACUGUGCAGAGAGAGUCAGAAUAUAAAAGCUGUGUCUUUUAUGUAAAGAGAAAAGAAAAUGUGUCACUAAAAGGAAAAAGGACUCAAAAUUCUGCUUCUACACCU
Molecule: messenger RNA, 6997 nt
Organism: Xyrichtys novacula (pearly razorfish)
Lineage: Eukaryota; Metazoa; Chordata; Actinopteri; Labriformes; Labridae
Source: the annotation of a GenBank genome assembly